AUGGCUUCCAACGUCAUGGUCCCUUCCGCCACCCCUGUGGCCCAGGCCUCUCCUCUGGCUUUCAUCUUCGUUUCCAAUGAGAUGAUCGUCCAGUGCAUCGCAAACUCCGAUGACCAAACUGCCGCCGUCAAGGCCAUGACCACCGCCUUGGAGAACUUCAGAAGCUUCAAUGAUGGCAAGCAUGCUACCAUUGUCCGCCCGAAGGGCACGAACAAGUACUGGAUCACCAGUGCUGCCUUUGCCUUGACUCUUGAUCCUUCCAAGUUCAAGGUCGUCAAAUCGACGGAGCACCUUCCAUCAAACACUGCCCUGAAGGUUCAGGUCCCGAUGGAGCAGCAGGUCGUCACUCAGAACAAGGUCACCAAGAUGCGCAUCCGUCGCCCGAGGAACCAGUUCAUCAUCUACCGUCAGCACAUGUCGGCCAAGAUCCAUGCCUCCAACCCUGGCGUUACUGCUGGCUGCAUCUCUCAAAUUGUGGCACAGACUUGGGCGGCGGAGAAGCCCUCUGUCAAAGCUUACUACAAGGCUCUGGCGGAUGAGGAGGAUCGUCUUCACAAGGCGGCCUAUCCCGGUUACCGCUACAUUGCUGGUAAUCGUAACACUCGCGCCGCAUCCUCGAGGCGCCCCGAGGCUCACGACCCGAUUCGGGUCGAUGAGAAGCUGAUUGCCGCCGGCUUCUGA
Molecule: messenger RNA, 681 nt
Organism: Dichotomopilus funicola
Lineage: Eukaryota; Fungi; Ascomycota; Sordariomycetes; Sordariales; Chaetomiaceae
Product: high mobility group box-domain-containing protein
Exons: 4
Coding region: 1-681 (226 amino acids)
Biological process (GO): anatomical structure morphogenesis; negative regulation of transcription by RNA polymerase II; cell differentiation
Molecular function (GO): RNA polymerase II cis-regulatory region sequence-specific DNA binding; DNA-binding transcription factor activity, RNA polymerase II-specific
Source: RefSeq, a predicted model, not a curated record